UACCUGUCAACCGUCGGUCCCGAAUCAAUUCCCUUUGACGUCGCCCGUCUUUCCGCUAGAGCGGUCACGCUCGGAAAAAAGGCGUGGCUCGCUCCGCGCGCGUCGUUCCUGCGCGUGCUUGAAAUGCGCAUAUAUAGACAGCACGGUACUAAUCGCAUCGAUAAAUACGUAUCUCAUCGUCAUCACUCUUCAGUCACUAGUAAAAUUUAGGAAGCAUAGUCCUUCCUUUUUUUACUGGGAGGUUGACAGGUAUGCUGACAUACCAUUAGCUUUGCAGCUAUAUACAUCCCGCGCACCCUGCACUGCGCAUCAAACCAUGCAUAUAUAGAAAACCCGCGAAGAGUUACAGAAGAGUACGAGACGGCUAGAGUUGAGGCGUGCGGUAAAACAUGAGGAAGAAGUGGUACGGAUGUGGACUAAUUGCUUUUGCAACUCUCUCUAUCACUUUGCUGGCUGGACUUCUUCUGCGCAGUUUACCUUUUGAGACUGAAGAUUCGGCAUCAAAUGAGCCCCAAAGCGAAGUUUUCUUUUCUGCAGCAUACUCUUCGGCAAGUAUCCGCAGUCCGCAAAGUGCACCGAACUUCAGCGCCGAACACGAAGGCAGAAUUCUUGAGGAAACAAGUCCCCUGACCAAGCCCGACGAAAGCAAGGCGACAAAUUUAGCAACAAGUCGCCCAAAUCUGACCAAGGACGAAAGCAAGGCAACAAAUUCUGCAACAAGUUUUCUCCCAAGAAGUACCGCCACCACCAGUACUACAAUUCCGGCUAGAAUGAAUACCAGUCUCCAACAUAGUGUUACCAAACAUUCAGGAAGAAUAAAGGCUCCUCAGAAUUGUAAGCAGAAGAACUGUCAGGAAAACUUGUCUAAGGGUGAUAAGCAUGCACUGAAAUCAUGUGAAAAUCAAACGAGGAAGGGUUACAAGGGGUCGAUGAGCGAGAGUGACUGCAAGUUCCUGUCCAACAAUAGCCGUCGUGCUGUUGCAUUGGCCAGUGCACCUGGUGCUGGAAAUACGUGGACCAGAGGUCUACUUGAGAAGGCUUCAGGCAUUUGCACGGGAUACCUAUUCUGUGACACAGCCAUGAGAGCUCAUGGGUACGUUGGAGAGAACGUCAAGACCGGGAGAGUGCUGGUGAUUAAGACACACUCAAUUGUACCCCGUUGGGAAGGGGAGAACAAUUUCUACUUCCUAUCAUCAGAAGCCACCUAUUCAGCGGCUGUGUUUAUUCUUCGCAACCCUGUCAAAUCUGCAGUAGCAGAGUGGAAUAGGUACUCAUCGAUGAUUGUUGGACAAAAGAAUUCACCAAUAGCAAAACAUUUGCACACGUCCACUCUUCCUAAAGAGUCCUUUGAUGAAAAUAAAUGGGAUAUGUUCUUACGUGGGUACAUGAGGCACUGGAGCAGUCGCCUGCUACAGUGGAUAAUCUACCAGGACAAACACCCGAUUCACAUCUUGCGAUACGAAGAUCUCAAGCAGGACACUGUAGGGGAAAUUAAAAAGACCCUUGAUUUUCUGGACGUUUCGUAUGAUCCAGAGACAGUGAGAAAUAAACUAAAUUUGGACUAUGCUGACUUCAAGCGACCGCAUGAUAGAAAUGAUUACGAACAUUAUUCUGUGGAGCAGAAAGAGUUUGUUAAGUCAGUGCUUCUGGAUGUGAAUAUUGCUGCAAAGAGAGCAAAAAAGGCACAUCUUCUCCGACUUUAUGAAUAUAUACCAGCAUUCUAGUUCUGUCAAUUUUAAACAACUGUAUUCAUUAUGGUGUAAUUUGGCUUACUAUGUGUAAUCCUAUUUAUUUAUUGGCGAGCGGAAGCGAGCCAACCUAGUCGUCGCACGGGCCGAUUUUUAUAAUUUUACGACCGACCGCGUACGUCGUGUAAGUGCUUGGAACCAUGAAGAUUGGGAAGAGGCCUCGGUCAGUCAACGAAGGUUGCAGCGCAUGCCGUCCAAUGAAGGAGAGUUCUCUGUAUAGCAGGCUAGAUCGAUGAGC
Geodia barretti is the source of this 1986-nucleotide messenger RNA. NCBI's taxonomy places the organism in Eukaryota, Metazoa, Porifera, Demospongiae, Tetractinellida, Geodiidae. The record is from the annotation of a GenBank genome assembly.